Astrephomene gubernaculifera is the source of this 1996-nucleotide messenger RNA. The record is from the annotation of a GenBank genome assembly. Lineage: Eukaryota; Viridiplantae; Chlorophyta; Chlorophyceae; Chlamydomonadales; Astrephomenaceae.
CGUCAGUUGAAAUACCGCGCAGCGGUUGGCGCGAGAGGCCAAUACAACUCCACUCGCUUAUUCCACACCUUCAGGCCACUUGCACCUGUUACUUAUGUUGGACGCGGCAUCGGCCAAUGUCAUGACGACAGUAGGAGCACUUUCGCUCGAACCUUGAUCUACCGCAGCGGGCCCCUGCAUCUACAAGCAGACGCAAACGCCACUCUGCAUACAACUAAACACAACAUAUACUUAACAGCGCAGUGUAGCUCAGGAGAGUCUCUUCUUCCAUGGCUAUCGUUCUCGCGCGUUCCGGGUUGCAGCCCUCGCUCUCCAAAAGCGCCAGCAAACCUACCGCUCAGCGUUCCAUCCAAGCGCCAUCCUUCUACUCAACCUCUCGCCGUCUGCCCCGACCGCUUGCUGGCCUACGGGAAGAGCGCGCAUCGUCCGUUGCCGGAACGACGGGACUCGAUGUCAACCGCUCCUCGGGCGCUUCGCUAGGCUCCUCUGCCUUGACCGGCGCCGCGCUGCUGGAGGCUCUGAGGUCCCGAGGCACGGCGCCCGAGACUCGCAACGUGUACGGCAAGCCACUCAGCAAGUCGGAGCUCUCCGCCCUGGAUGCCGCCCUGUCGCACCUGUCCCGCGACCCCGCUGCGGCUGCGGCCCUGGCUAGCGGCCCCACAGCCCUGACGACACACCUGCGGGGACUGCUGCUGGAAGCGGGUGUCCACAAGCGCAUUCCCCUGCCCCUAGUGGAGGGCGCCAUGGUGCUCGUGGAGCUCAUGGAGGCGGGCGGGACAGGGGCGGCAGCGGGCGGGGCGGCGGAUGCAGCUGCUGCUGCCGCCGCCGGCUCCACCACCACGGGCCCUGCUGGGCUGGCCGCCGCCGCCGCUGCUGCCACUGCCACUGCCACUGCAGCAGCCAGCGGCCCGGGACUGCUGCCUCAGUACCGUUGGCAGUUGGUGGUUGGCGCCGACGUGGGGGCGGUGCAGUACAUCCCAGCAGUGGAGGAGCUGCAGGUUGCUCCCGACGGGACCUCCUUCACGCUGGGCACCGACCUGGACUUCCUGUUCACGGGGUUCAGGGGCUCCUGCCAGUGGCUGGCACCCGGCCACCUGCAGUACAACGUACGAGAGGUGCGACUGGAGCUGCGCUGGCCCAAGGCCUGGCGCCGCGCCGCCGCCUGGCUGCGCUGGCGAGCCACCCCGCGGGCCGAGCGCUGGGCGGCGGCGCACGGUCGCGAGCCCGACUGGGGCGACUCGCUGCCAUGGUCGCAGACCUGCCGGGAGGACCCGGAGGCGCCGGGGGCGCUGCUGCCGCUUCCGUUCUUCCCCACGAAUGAGCUGCUGGCUUUCAGCUGUGACGGCAAGGUGGCAGUCACACGCAGCCGGCUGACGGGUGGCCUCAUCCUGCUGCUGGAAGUAGGAACCAGGGAGCGGCUGCGAGGCUCCGGAGGCAGCAGCAACAGCGGGGGAGCAGCUGAGUGAGGGGCCACGCGGAGUGGGUGGGGACAUGCUGCAGCGCUCGGGACAUAUGCCGCUAAGAGGCAGCUGCGCACUUCCAGCAUGCCAUUAAGAUACAAAGGAGGGAGCGAGGUUUAGUAUUAUUUAUCUUUGAUUCGGCCGUGGGACUCGCAGCUUACCGAAGGCGAAGGGGAGGAAGGGGGCGCAGGGAGGUUAUGGGCACGCUACAGUUAGGUAUGGCCGGUCGUUUGGACGUGAUUGCAAAAGGUGGGGCCAAUCAUUGCUUAAAUGGCAUAGUGGCCUCGUUUACCGGUACGCACUUUCAUGGGUCUGAUGCAGUAGUUGUUUAUGGGUUGUCCGGAAAAGAGCUUAAGGAAUGGGCCGCGCUACGGGAAUUCACGUUCAUUUCGUCAAGCAAUGCAAAGGCCUUUGUGUUUUGGGAAGACGGAUCGCAAUUGAGCGGCCAACGGAACCUCCUACCCUGCCAACCGGCGGCAGGCGCUGAGCUUUGCCACAAACGGCAUAUCUAGAAACCUGUAAGGUCGGAUAACGCA